UCUCACGCAAGGCUUCUCUCUCACAGCCGCUCCCUGGCGUUUGACGUUUGUAAACAAACAGAAAUAUCACACAUAUAUUUUGAUAAUUUAGACGUUGUCAACGCUCCUUCCCCAUUUUCUACAUUAUGGGGGCCUUUCCUAUCCGUGCUAGGUCCAAGUUUUGGCCGAAACAUCCUUUGGAUUGGGGAAUAUUCAUUGUCACAUUGUUUCUUAUACCUACUAUUUACUUUUAUGAAAUGUUUACUGUUUACCCUACAGUUUGGGUAUUUUGUCCAAACUUUAGCAAGGUGAUUCCGGUCCUAGGAUUGUUUAUAUUCACAAAUAUUGUAGCCAAUUUUGUAGGUUUGGUAGUCACCGAUACUGGAGUACCCAAGGAGGUUAUGUCUUGCACAAAACUUCCGCACUCAUCAAAAUGGCAUUACUGUGAGAUGUGUGUAAGUUAUGUGCCGAUAAGGUCUUGGCAUUGUAAAGUUUGUAAAACUUGUAUUUUAAAGCGAGAUCACCAUUGUUUGUUCGGAGGUUGUUGUAUUGGACAUUUUAAUGCCCGCUUUUUUGUUAUGUUUUUGUUAUAUUUACUUAUAGGAACCUUGUACUGUGUUGUUAGUGAUACUAUGUUUUUGAUUGAGAAAGUUGAUCUUUCCACACCUUCAGUUGUAUUGAAAAUAGGAUUUCCUGCCUUUGCAUAUUUAUCGGGUUUGGAAACAUUGGCUAAUGAAUGUUACAUCUUACUGUAUAUUAUCAACUGGGCAGCAUUGGUAUUUGUCACUGUCAUGUUAAUAUAUCAUGUUCGCAUAAAUUUAAAAGGUCAAGUUACACACGAUGUUACAGUUUCAAACCUGGAGUAUGAUCUUGGAAAACUUCAGAAUGUCAAGGAAGUUUUAGGAAAUCGAUGGUACAUUGCUUGGGCUUUCCCUCUCAUAUCUUCCCCGCUUCCCCAUAAUGGUCUAGAGUGGGAAACUAGCAAUGAAUGGAAUUUGAGGUGCGAAAGAGAUUCUGUAAAAGGCAAGUAAUUUGUGAAUCUGUAGAAUCAUUGUAUAAAUCUUUACUUACUGCUGCUCAUUAAUUCAAUUCAAUAAAUCUGUGUUCUGUUUAGUGUAGUGUAAACCUGUCUUGUUUAUUAUGCAUUGCUCAAGGUGGAAAGUGUUCCCAAUCUUGUAAUAUUCAUGGCUGUGCUUUUAAUUCAUCAGUAUUUUAUAUAUUACAAUUCCUAUUUUGUAAACAGGACACCUCCUAUGCAUAAGACUAGUCUUAUGUCCUACGUGUAGAUGUAUUGAAAUUCAAGUACUUAAUACAGUGACUCUCUGUGAUGUGAAUAUUUAAAUAAACUGCUGUGUUUAUUGUAAA
Messenger RNA from Frankliniella occidentalis (western flower thrips), 1344 nucleotides. Its product is annotated as probable palmitoyltransferase ZDHHC24. NCBI's taxonomy places the organism in Eukaryota, Metazoa, Arthropoda, Insecta, Thysanoptera, Thripidae. The coding region runs from base 126 to 1010 and encodes 294 amino acids. Gene Ontology annotation, molecular function: palmitoyltransferase activity. The transcript has a single exon. The record is from RefSeq and is a predicted model, not a curated record.